Messenger RNA from Bufo gargarizans (Asiatic toad), 6901 nucleotides. RefSeq names its product Rho GTPase activating protein 21 (gene ARHGAP21). Gene Ontology annotation, molecular function: phospholipid binding; protein binding. NCBI's taxonomy places the organism in Eukaryota, Metazoa, Chordata, Amphibia, Anura, Bufonidae. The record is from RefSeq and is a predicted model, not a curated record. Gene Ontology annotation, biological process: Golgi localization; signal transduction.
UCGCACACACACUCUCUGUACACUGGGGAGCGGGUGACACGAUGUCCGCGGUUCUCCGGCAGAGCGCAGUCCUGCCCCGGCUCCUCCGCAGCACGGUGCCCCGGUGACAUGUCACCGCUCUCCUUCCUUCCCUCCAAUGUGGACUCCUUCGCUUCUCCUUGGUAAUCCGCACGGGGAAUCAUGGCGAGCCGCCGGACAGCUCCACCUGAGGGAGACGGCGAGAGGCAGCAGCAGCACAUUGGUCCGGGCACUGAGGAGGUGUCAAAAAACAAAGAUGGACGAGAACACAGUGAGAUGGUAUCGCCGACGGAGGAGGAAGUCUUCUGCUGGCCCGGUCCAAAGAAUGUUAUGUUGAGGAGGGCCUCCGAGGGCUUUGGCUUUACUUUAAGGCAUUUCAUUGUUUACCCGCCCGAGUCUGCAGUCCAGACUUCGAUAAAGGAUGAAGAAAAUGGAAACCAAGGAGGAAGACCCAGAAACCGGUUGGAGCCAAUGGACACCAUAUUUGUGAAACAAGUUAAGGAAGGCGGACCAGCAAAUGGAGCCGGCUUGUGCACAGGGGAUAGAAUCAUCAAGGUGAAUGGGGAGAGUGUUAUUGGGAAGACUUAUUCUCAAGUCAUUGCUUUAAUCCAGAACAGUGACUCCACCUUGGAACUUAGCGUGAUGCCAAAAGAUGAAGACAUCCUCCAGCUGCUGCAGUUUCCAAAGGAUAUCACAGCUCUGGCAUAUUCCCAUGAUGCUUACCUGAAGGGCAAUGAAGCCUAUAGCGGCAAUGCGCAUUAUAUACCCGAACCUCCACCUAUAUGUUAUCCCCGUGUAAAAUCUGCACCUUCGGUCAUGGCCCAACCGGCUGAGGUUUCACCUCAAGGCACAUCUUUGGCUAAGCAAACUGUUCGGCCGGCAAGAUUGCCAGCACAACCGGACAGAAACCACCGAGUGGAAAUCCAAGUGCCUCCAUCGCCAACCGAACUUGUGAAAUCGAACACUGCUGUAUGCGUCUGCAAUGAAGCUGUAAGAACUGUUAUCGUGCCUUCUGGGAAGGUGGUAGAGCUUUCCUCAAGUAGACCGAAUAGCGCUGGCACUUCACAUCGGGUCGAUCCUUGUGCGAUCAUCAUACCAAGGACCACGUCUCCACCCUCUGCAGCUCCCCCCGCCAUGUCGAUGGUAACUAGACAGGUUGACGCUGGACUUAAAAGCAAACCUCCAAGUUAUGGAGGUCAUGUUGACUCCCUUUGCAGUGCUAGGGCAAUUGUCCCAGGUGAGGAAUCGCCAUCUCCUACUAAUCAUUAUGCUUCAGGUUCUCACCAGCAAAUAGACUGGAGAAAUUACAAAACCUAUAGAGAGUACAUAGACAACAGACGUAUGCAGAUGUAUGGCCAUAGAACUAUACAGGAGCGACUGGACAGCCUUAGAGCAGCAUCUCAAAACACAACGGACUACAGCCAAGUUUCCCCUAUCCGUUCUUCAGUUGAGAUCCGUCGCCGAAGUACAUCCCAUGACAGGGUCCCCCAAUCUGUCCAAAUCAGGCAGCGGAGCGUUUCUCAGGAAAGGCUUGAAGACCCAGUCAUAGGUUGGAAAGAGUGGCCCCGUAGUGCUUCCCAAGACACUCUAACGUCACCAGCUGCCAUUCCCAGGAGCAAUAGAUCGGGGUCUUGUGAUUACCUUACAAAUAAAGCUGAGCAUUAUGGCAGUGACCCUCGUGAUGCGAAUGGUGAAAGAAAGCACAGCUAUAAAUGGACUGGAUUUACCGAACAAGAUGACCGCCGGGGUAUUUAUGAUCGAUCUAGACAGCAUUCAUUUCAUAUGUCCCUUAGAGGCCCAAACUUUCCUGCAGGACCCGUUGUAUAUAGUUCAGAUCAUAGGCGUAGGGUUUUGGGCUCUGCACAUCCUUUGCAGAAGGUUCCUACUGACAUUAAAAGCUCUCCCAUAUUGAGAAAUUUUCAGAGUUCCUCUUGCAGAUACUCAAAUUCUCGGCCACCUGUCUCCGAAAGAACAAACUUUCCACUCACUAAAGCGAAUUCUGUAAAAAGUACUUCUUCCUAUGGACCUAAACCAUUUUCUCUUAACAUAAAUUUAGAUGAUUCCAUCAUCAAAGACCAAAAAGCGGUGAACCACAUAAGUAGAAGUGGGCCGUUAAACAAGCAGAAAACAUCCUCAGCCGAGGCCGCCCAUAGUCUACAUCUGGAUGCAGUUAUCAAAUCUCCCAUCGCUGCUUCUUCACCGAUUCCCGCCAGACCUGCGAAGCAGGUGACAAACAGCUCAGCUACCUCCGAUAACAUGGACCUUCAGAAUGGGAUAAGCCCUACAACAACAGUCCAUAGUUCUGCUGCAGAAUUUAAUUCUGUGGAUCCCGUGGUCUUAAGGGAUAAAUCUCCGUCUGGCGGCCAGACUCCUCAGCCUUUACGACAUCAGUCCUACAUUUUUGCCGUCAAUGAGCAGGAGCCUGUGACUGACUCAACCUGCUGGUUACCCAACGACGCCCGGAGAGAAGUUAAAAUAAAAAGUAUAGAACAGAAGAAGGCAUCUGGUUCCAGCUCCCCAGGGGAUUCUUUAGCAUCCAUACCCUUCAUAGAUGAGCCGACCAGUCCCAGUAUAGACCAUGAGAUAGCAAACAUUCCUGCCUCUGCUGUGAUCUCCACAUCUGUGCAGCAGCCGCUUCCUACCAUCCUGACUGUUCCUCCCAGCCCCAUAUCUACUGCACCUUCAUUACGCCGACUCCACUCUCACGAGCACGAGCCUUCCAGGCCCAGUGCUCUUGAAGUCCAUUCCGCUUCAAAGACCGAAAGGUCUAAAUCAUGCGAUGAAGGACUGGAUGACUACAAGGAGGAAGGGAAGGCAGCUCUGAAGCAUGUAUCCAGCUUGAAAGGCAUAAAGGUUCCAUCGAGCCUACAGUCUUCCGAGGACUCGGAGUCCAGAAAAGAUUCUUCCUCAGACGUAUUCAUCGACUCAAACAAGGAAGGUUAUUUGUACUUCCGGCAGCUCAUCACUGAUAAAGGAAAGAGAGUCGGUGGCAGUAUGAGGCCCUGGAAGCAAGUGUAUGUCGUCUUACGCAACAAUUCCCUGUGUCUGCACAAGGACAGGAAGGAUCAGCCUGGGCAUUUAUCCUCUCAGUCCGAAGAAGAACAGCCAAUAAACAUCACCGGGUGUUUAGCCGAUAUAUCGUACAGCGAAACAAAGCGGAAGAACGUCUUUCGGGUCACCACUUCCAACCGGGAGUAUCUCUUCCAAGCUGAAGACAGGGAUGAAAUGUUGGCGUGGAUCAAUGUUAUUCGCGAUAAUGGCAACCAGAACGAUGAGGAAACUAACCAGGCGAGCAGGGACCUCAUAGAAGAACAGCGGAAGCGCAAGGACUACAACACAGCAAUUAAAUCCUCCAACAACAAAGCUGAACCAUCUCCCAAACCUGCCCGCCCGCCGCUCAGUAUCCCCAAUAUCCGCAAUAAUAGAACAGAUUCAAGACUGCAGAGUCCACAUUCCCCAAAGCAGGAGUCGGAGCGCAGGCUUCUCAAAGAUGAGACCAGUCCACCUAAAGACAAAGGAACGUGGAGGCGAGGGAUUAAUAACAUCAUGAGAAAGAAGAAGGUGACCGGUGGUGGUACCUUUGGCGUCCGUCUAGAUGACUGCCCUCCUGCUCAGACCAAUAAAUAUAUACCGUUGAUUGUGGAUAUAUGCUGUAAAUUAGUAGAAGAGAGAGGGCUGGAGAAUACUGGGAUAUACAGAGUCCCUGGGAAUAACGCAGCCAUCGCCAGCAUGCAGGAGGAGCUUAACAAAGGAUUUACGGACAUUGAUCUGGAAGAUGAUAAAUGGCGGGAUUUGAAUGUCAUAAGCAGUCUGCUGAAGUCUUUUUUCCGUAAGCUUCCAGAGCCUCUGUUCACUAAUGAGAGAUACAAUGACUUCAUUGAAGCCAACCGUAAAGAAGACCCUAAGGAAAGACUUGUAUUACUGAAAAGAUUGAUCCUUGAUCUACCAGAACAUCACUAUGAAACUCUCAAAUUCCUAUGCACUCAUCUGAAGACCGUGGCCGAAAAUUCGGAGAAAAAUAAGAUGGAACCCAGAAACCUGGCCAUCGUGUUUGGUCCGACUUUGGUCAGAACAUCAGAAGACAACAUGACGCACAUGGUCACGCACAUGCCUGACCAGUACAAGAUAGUGGAAACCCUCAUCCAAUGUCACGAUUGGUUUUUCAGUGACGAAAGUGCAGACGAACCAAUUACAGCUGUACAGGAGGAAAGCACAGUAGAGUCUCAGCCAGUGCCAAACAUAGAUCAUUUACUCAGCAACAUUGGAAGGACCGGCUUGUCCCCUGGAGACGUAUCAGAUUCCGCUACUAGUGACUCCGCAAAAUCUAAGGGUUCUUGGGGAUCUGGAAAAGAUCAGUAUAGCAGAGAGCUGUUAGUGUCCUCUAUUUUUGCUGCUGCCAGUCGAAAGCGCAAGAAGCAAAAAGACAAGGUUCAACCAAGCAGUUCUGAGGAUGAGCUGGACAGUGUAUUUUACAAAAGGGAUCUCUCUCCAAUUGAAACACUAACACUAGAGAGUAGCAAAAGUGAAACUCCAAAAAAUAACAACAUGCCUCUAAAACCCAAAGCACUGACACUGAAAAUAAAUACAGAAAAUCUAAGCAAAAAUGAAUUGAAUGCAUGUAUGGAUGUAAACCCCAGGAAGGACAGUACACCUUCUGAUGAGCCAACUACUCCUUUAAAGCUCAAUACUUCUCCGGACAUGAGAAAAAGACUGAAUGUGCAGUCUGAUGACAAAAAAAUAUUCCCUUCCCAGGAGAGCAUGUCUGAUUCAGGAACUGUACUUAGCACUUCAUCCCAGGCCUCAACACAUCGACCAAAACCUAAAAUCAUCAUUAGCCCCGAUAUAAGAAGCAAUGACUUUCUGACUGCAGAGGUGAGCUCCAUCACCUCAGACUACUCUACAACAUCAUCAACGUUAUACACGGUUGGGCUGGAACCAAACCUAAUAAACCAUGAGGUUCAAUCUGUAGCAGAAAGCAAAGGUGAUGAUGCCGAUGAUGAAAGGAGUGAAUUGAUAAGCGAGGGCAGGCCAGUGGAAACGGACAGUGAAACAGACUUUCCAAUGUAUGCUUCAAGCAAUGUAUAUGAUAGGCAAAAUCAGGGGACAGUGGAAGAGUUCUCUCGGAGUAGUCGAAGGAACUCUGAAGGAAGUGCCAGUUGCACUGAAGGAAGCUCAACUCCACGGAUGGACAGCCGACGUUUCAGUUCUCAUAAACUCAUUGAAUGUGAUACUUUAUCAAGGAAAAAGUCUACACGACAAAAGACGGACAGUGAAUGUUCAACUGAAGGCAAAAAUGAUGAAACCCCUGCCUCUUCCAUUGUUGCAGAGGUAGUCAACAAAGGAAUGCUUUCUGGCAAAACAGACUUGCCAAUAAAAGGUGAACCAGAAAAGCAUGAACUUGGGUGGAGGCUUAAAAUAACAGACAGGCUUAAACUGCGCCUUAAAGCUUCUGCCGACGAUAUGUUUGGAGUAGGAAGUCAAAAAGCACAUGCCAACGAAACCAGAAAGAAGAAGAAUAUAAGGAGGAGGCACACGUUGGGAGGGCAGAGAGACUUUGCCGAAAUAAGUGUUUUAAAUUCCUGGAGAAUCCAUGAACCAUCGCGCAGUACAGAGAAUGAACUUUCUGCUGUUGAUCGACUGAAACCAAAGUGUCCAUCGCAAGACCUGUCCAUCUCCGAGUGGCUUGCACGAGAGCGUUUACGCACUAGCUCAUCUGAACUCAGUACGGUAAACCUAGAGGAGUCACCUUUACCGAACACUAAAUUAACAGAGUCAUCAACGCCAAAUCCACAGACGUCGUCUUCAUCCCAAGUCCCCUCCAGUGACGGAACUGAAAAUAUUUCCAACUUGACAUCUCCACAGUCAAGUGAUCAAUUAAACUGGGAGAGCUACCAGAGCAAGAACAAAAGUAACUUUAGUCCUGCUGUUGACGCUCACCCACAUAAGCUUUCUGGUACUCAGGUCGCAAGAUCUACCUUCUACCAGUACCUUUAAAGAACUUCAGUCUGGUUUUGUUGAGCUCAAUUUUUAUGUGACUUGAGUCUAUCUCGAAGUUGCCGUUGGAACUUGUAUUGUAGUAUGACAAGUUGGUGAGCUUAAAGCUUGCCUGUAUCUUGAGGAAAAAAUUCCAAUCUAUAUUGUUCUGUGCCUGAUUUAUUUUUUAUUUUUAAUUGUCUGCAGCCUGUAUGAGGGCUGAAUUCAUUCGUAGGCCCUGUGGAAAGUCUUCAGAGCGGCCACCACAAACAAACCACCUUCUCAAUGGAAGUACUCACAAAAUUUGUACAAAUCGUUUUUGCUUCACGAAUGUGCAUCAUGGCUUCUGUGACCCAGGGUUGUUCUUGUUAGCAGACAUUCACUAUGUAACAAUGUCCCUUUUUCUGGGUUAUUUUUUUUGUCACUAAGAAAAGUGCCUCAUUCUGAAUUCAUCUGGUGUGCUAGGGUGCCAUAUUGUUACAUGCUAAUUGGAGAAACCUGUUGUGAACAGAGAAUUUUAUCAGUUUCCAGAUAUCAUUAAAUUUUACCGAUUUUUAACAGGUGGACUCAGCGCUUCCAUUCGUUGUGCAUUCCGGUAGAUUCAAGUUUUUAUAUACCAACUUUUAAUACAGUUUUAUGUGACUUGAAUUUUUAAUCUUUCUGUAAGAUACAGUAAUAACUUAAUGUGUAUAGAAAUAUAUAUAUAAAUAUAUAUAUUACAUUGUGUAUCUUUUCUUCAGAUACCGGAUUUGAUAUAAAUGUUGUAAGAUAGGCAUGUAGAUAGUAACGGCUGGGUGAAACUGGUUUCUUUCAUUGAAAAGAGUAUAAUUCUGCAUGAUGAUCUAAUACAAUCCUGUACAUGCCUGUGUGCAUCGCCACUUAAACACUGGAAAUAAAAUUGUUUUGGUGA